Penaeus indicus is the source of this 507-nucleotide messenger RNA. RefSeq lists its product as uncharacterized. The record is from RefSeq and is a predicted model, not a curated record. Gene Ontology annotation, molecular function: chitin binding. The transcript is spliced from 4 exons. Lineage: Eukaryota; Metazoa; Arthropoda; Malacostraca; Decapoda; Penaeidae. Gene Ontology annotation, cellular component: extracellular region. The coding region runs from base 1 to 507 and encodes 168 amino acids.
AUGUCGCUGGAGGUGGAUCGUAUAUCAGAACGUGAGAAACAUCACAAAAAGCAUGUGUUAAUGGAGUUGAUAUUGUGUGUUCGUGAAAAAUGCGCUCGCCCGCAGCGUGCCUCCUCGCGGGAGUGGCUCUCGCCCUGCCCAGCCGUGAGCGUCGGGACUCCAGCGAACUGUUCUUCAAUCUGCCUGCCAACGCCUCGCUGCUGCUCGGAGGAAUCAACACUGCCCUCUGACGGCGACUCUUCUCCAGGUUUCGGCUGCGGUGAUCUUCCCUACGGCAUGUACGCUGACGAGGCCAACAACUGCGCCGUCUUCCACGUGUGUCUGCCCUACAUCGACGGCGACACGUACAUCACCCGCCACUUCUCCUUCCUGUGCGGCGAGGGCACCAUGUUCGACCAGGAACGCCUUAUCUGCGACUUCCCCGAGAACUCCAUCGCGUGCUCUGAGUCAGUCAACUACAGGAAGUCCAACGAGUACUUCGGUCGUGACGUCAACUUCCUGGAAUAG